GAAUUGAUAGGGAAAAUAGUGGAAGGGAGGAGGGAGUAAAAAGAAAAAGAAAGCAAAAUUGUAUGGGUGGCCGUGGCGCCAUCUUAUCUCUUUCAAAACAGAUAGAAACUGGGGAUUAAUAGGAGCUGAUGAUAGUGAUGGGAUUAAGGUGAUACAGAAAUGAGGAACAUGGCUAUGGCUAUGGCUAUGGCUAUGGCUUUGCCUUCUUCAGCAUCACCAUUUCUUUCUUCUACUCAAAAGCAAGCUUAUUUCACCUCAUCAAGAAAGUCCCUCCAUCGUUUUGUCACUCUUUCUACUCUCUCUGAAUCUGAUGAUCUCUUCCUGGCCGCCAAACACACAGUGGAUUCAUACGUGAAGAGUGGUAUGGUAGUUGGAUUGGGUUCAGGUCAUUCUUCUGCAUUGGCUAUACAGUAUCUAGGUCAGAAACUACGAGCUGGUAAUAUAAAAGAUGUCACUGCCAUUCCUACAUGUGUUAGCAGUGCAAGUGAAGCAGCAAAGGCAGGAAUCCCCUUGGGACAGUAUCAUGAUAGUUAUAAGAUUGAUCUAGCAUUUGAUGAAGCUGACAUUAUGGAAGAAGAAACACUUGCUGCAAUAGUUGGUCGUCGAAAACUGCAGGGAGAUGAUUCUAUAAUUAAAGAGAAGACUAUUUUGGAAGCAGCUGAUCAACUGAUAUUUAUUAUAAAGGAAAAGCAAUUCAAGGGCAGUGUAGAAGGUUCAAUUCCAGUACUAAUCAAAUCUGUUAACUGGCUUGAAAUAGCUGAAGAAAUAGACGACCUUUUCUUAGGGGAUGCAGAGGUUUGGAGGAGGCCAGCUAUAGGAUAUGCAGGUCCACUUGGAGGUGAUUUCCCUUUAGUCACUAAAGAAGGGCACAACAUCCUUGAUGUCAUAUUUACAUCUCCAAUGGAAAGCCUUGUUGAAGUGGCUAAAAUCCUUGAUCAAAUUGAUGGUGUUGUGGAACAUGGUGUUAUCUUCAGGAAACCGUGCACAGCAAUCGUUGCCUCAGAAAAUGGGCUGCAGAUUGUUGAUAACACAGUUCAGAUGGAAUCAAGCAACCUAUAAAGGAGAAAAGCUUAGCAUUGUGAUGCUGUAAUCUUUGAGUCUUUAUCUCACUCUCCACUGUUUUCUAUUUCAAGUGUUCUGUAACUUUUAAAAUCCGGGAGAAGGCUGAGAUCUUUGAGUUGUAUUUUACGUUCUUUUUAUUGGGGAUGCUUUGUGAAACUAGUAUGUUUUUACAAUUUGUCUUCAAAAGUCGGAAGAGAAGAAAAGUGUGGAGAAUUUUCUAUUCCCCCUUCUUGCUGGUAACAGGCAAGAAUGUAAAUAGAGAUAGAAACUUGCUUCAUCCUAUUGGUUAAAGAGCUGGACAUCAAGUUUUUUUCCUCUCCA
Molecule: messenger RNA, 1383 nt
Organism: Solanum dulcamara
Lineage: Eukaryota; Viridiplantae; Streptophyta; Magnoliopsida; Solanales; Solanaceae
Product: probable ribose-5-phosphate isomerase 4, chloroplastic
Exons: 9
Coding region: 160-1059 (299 amino acids)
Biological process (GO): pentose-phosphate shunt, non-oxidative branch
Molecular function (GO): ribose-5-phosphate isomerase activity
Source: RefSeq, a predicted model, not a curated record